UCCUCUUUUUUUUGUUCCACAAAUUUCUCGCAAGAAUUGUCACUCCACCUGAUGAAGGGUGGUGGUUCAAUCAGGAAACCAGCUCAUUUUCCAUACCCAGAUGCCAUUUCUCUUCUAACCACCUUUCCUUUCUCUUUCUCUGCAAUUUCUGUCUCUCAUUUCCCUGUUCCAAAUUCCAAGAAAAUCAUCUCCCUCGCUCCUGGAUUCAAGGAAAAUGCAAUAAAUUUUCAGGAACACAGACGGAGAGAAAAAAAGAUUUGAGCUUUUUCUGUGAUUGCUGCCAUUUUUGAAUUUCUGGAUUUCCUGUUGAGCGCUGGUGUUGUCUUGCCCCCAUAAAUGUCAUCAAAGCCUGUCAAGAGGCCAGACUUAGCUGAGAUGAGCUACUUUUCAUCAGAAAAAUCACCAUAUCGACCCAAAAAGACGGAUGAUGUUGCCAAUAGUGGUGCUGAUUCAGCCAUUGGUCCACUGUAUGAACUCGAAAAAUUGCAUCAAGCAGCAAAAGUUUGUGUUGAUUCAUCUCAGAAUUCAGCAUAUAAACCAGGACAUAUGGAUCCAAUCUCCAAAAGGAAGCCGAAUUUGACAAUUGACCCUCCCUCUGGUCCCAAGAAACUGGACGCAUUUGCCAAGAUUGUUUCUGAUUCAACUAGCAACUAUAGCCUAAUCCUAAGCCCAAGGACGUCUCCAAAAUCUGAAUUCCCAACAACUUCAUCAGGAAUGACAACAGGAACAGCAGGGCUAACACCAGCUAACACAAAGACAAACAGUGCAAAGACUACCAGUUCCUUCACCAACAAUGGCCAAGGGAGUGGAAAUAGCUCUCACAGUGACAGUUUAGAGAGCUCCAGCGCACCACUUAAGCCGCAUACUGGUGGUGAUGUACGGUGGGAUGCCAUUAACAUGGUUUCCAAAGGUUCCCCUCUAAAUCUUUGCCAUUUUCGGCUUCUGAAGCGCAUCGGCUAUGGAGAUAUCGGGAGUGUCUAUCUUGUCCAACUUAGAGGAACUAAGGCCUACUUUGCCAUGAAAGUCAUGGACAAGGCCUCUCUUGCCAGUAGAAACAAGCUUCUGCGAGCACAGACCGAAAGGGAGAUACUAGGACUUUUAGACCACCCAUUCUUGCCGACUCUAUAUUCUCAUUUUGAGACUGAUAAAUUCUACUGCUUGGUCAUGGAAUUCUGUAGUGGAGGUAAUCUUCAUUCACUGCGGCAGAAACAACCUAACAAGUAUUUUACUGAGGAUGCUGCACGGUUUUAUGCAUCAGAGGUGUUGUUAGCAAUUGAGUAUCUGCAUAUGCUAGGCAUUGUAUACAGGGAUUUGAAGCCAGAGAAUGUGCUAGUGAGAGAAGAGGGUCAUAUCAUGCUUUCGGAUUUCGAUUUAUCCCUGCGUUGUUCUGUCAGUCCUACACUUGUCAAGUCCUCUUCUAUCCAUGUAAGCAAUGGUGGCGGUGGUGUUGCUGGGGGAUUUUUAGAUGAUGAGCUUGCAGUGCAUGGUUGCAUGCAGCCAUCGAAUUUCCUUCCCCGCAUUUUACCAAGUAAAAAGAAUCGUAAAUCGAAGUCAGAUUUUGGCCUCUUUGUUGGAGGCUCCCUUCCUGAACUGAUGGCAGAGCCGACAAAUGUGCGCUCAAUGUCAUUCGUUGGAACACAUGAAUAUCUAGCACCUGAGAUAGUCCGUGGAGAGGGUCAUGGCAGUGCAGUGGACUGGUGGACAUUCGGCAUCUUCUUAUAUGAGCUGCUGCAUGGAACAACUCCCUUCAAAGGGUCAGGAAAUCGUGCCACGCUCUUCAAUGUUGUAGGCCAGCCACUUAGAUUUCCUGAGACUCCACAGAUAAGCUUUGUGGCUCGUGAUCUGAUCAGAGGACUUUUGGUGAAGGAACCACAUAAGCGGAUUGCAUACAAAAGGGGUGCUACAGAAAUAAAACAACACCCAUUUUUCGAGGGAGUGAACUGGGCACUAGUGAGAAGCGCAAUGCCUCCCCACAUUCCUGAACCUGUAGACUUUUCGCACUAUGCUAGCAAAGAGGCAACCACUGCAGAGAAGAAGAUGGCGGAAAUUAUUGGAGCUGACAAAAACAUCAAUUUUUCUAAUGAUUCUUAUAUAGAUUUUGAGUACUUCUAGAGAGAAAUCCCGUAAUUUUUCGAUGACAAUAUAUAUAUAUAUAUAU
Alnus glutinosa is the source of this 2158-nucleotide messenger RNA. RefSeq names its product serine/threonine-protein kinase RHS3. Gene Ontology annotation, cellular component: cytoplasm; plasma membrane; nucleus. Gene Ontology annotation, molecular function: protein serine/threonine kinase activity; ATP binding. NCBI's taxonomy places the organism in Eukaryota, Viridiplantae, Streptophyta, Magnoliopsida, Fagales, Betulaceae. The record is from RefSeq and is a predicted model, not a curated record. Bases 337 to 2112 code for a protein of 591 amino acids. The transcript has 4 exons. Gene Ontology annotation, biological process: protein phosphorylation.